This is a messenger RNA of Rotaria sp. Silwood2, 378 nucleotides long. NCBI's taxonomy places the organism in Eukaryota, Metazoa, Rotifera, Eurotatoria, Philodinida, Philodinidae. The record is from the annotation of a GenBank genome assembly.
AUGAAUAUCCAACCAGCAGAUGAUAUUGUCUCUAUUCAUUCAUCUCGUCGUACACCACAAACAACUGAAAACGAAGCUGAACAUCCAGAUUCAUCAAUUAUUCGUCUUCAUUAUAAUCCUUAUGGAGAAGAUGAUCGUGUACAUGAUAUAGCACGUUUAACACCUGUUGAAUUAAAACCAAAAUAUAUCAUGGAUAAUCAACAAAGUAAUCAAUAUUCAUCACGUUCAAAUCCUCCACUAUUUUUUAAUGAUUCUAUAAUAGCUGAUCGUGCAACAACAGCAACAGAUGCAUAUGCAACACCGAAACGUUUAGCUAAAACUCAUAUUGAAACUGAUCGUAAAGCAAUGAUGCGUCAUAAUAAUGGUCGAAUCGAUUGA